Molecule: messenger RNA, 2796 nt
Organism: Spea bombifrons (plains spadefoot toad)
Lineage: Eukaryota; Metazoa; Chordata; Amphibia; Anura; Pelobatidae
Gene: COG4
Product: component of oligomeric golgi complex 4
Exons: 19
Coding region: 30-2342 (770 amino acids)
Source: RefSeq, a predicted model, not a curated record
CAGAGCCGGAUGUGACGAGUAAUGUCAACAUGGCUGGCUGCAGCUCAACAAGCAAGCCAGGAACGCAGAAUUCUUCACUGAGCAUGGAGCAGAUCUCUGCUCUCACUGACCUGCGGGAGCUGGAGGAGACCUACAGCAGGCUGUGUGCAGAGGAGAAGGAGGUGGAAGUGGAGCUGGAGGCGCUGCUUGGACAGAGGACUGUGGUGGAGAACAAGAUGCUGGCCUUACAGCGCAUGGGUCCGAACCUGCAGUUGAUUGAAGGGGACGCGGAGCAGCUGUCAGGGAUGAUCUCGUUCACGUGUAACCUUGCAGAGAAUGUCAGCAGCAAAGUCAGGCAACUAGACCUUGCCAAGAGUCGGCUCUAUCAGGCCAUCCAGCGAGCAGAUGACAUCCUGGACCUGAAAUUCUGCAUGGAUGGGGUGCAAACGUCACUGAGGAACGAGGAAUAUGAACAGGCUGCAGCCCACAUACACAGAUACCUGUGCCUGGAUAAGUCGGUCAUCGAGCUGAGCAGGCAGGGGAAGGAGGGCAGUAUGAUUGAUGCCAACCUGCAGCAUCUUCAGGAAGCUGAGCAGCACCUCAAAGUGCUUGUGAGUGAAAAGUUUGAUGCGGCCACAAGAGCUGGAGACCUGCAUCAGGUGGAAAGGUUUUUCAAGAUCUUUCCUCUGCUGGGACUGCACGAGGAGGGGAUUAGCAGGUUUUCGGAAUACCUCUGUAGGCAGGUCGCUAAAAAAGCUGAAGAGAAUCUCCAGUUGGCGCUGGUGUCAGACAGCAGCGAGCGCCGAGCGACUCUACUUUUUGCAGAUACUCUGACUUUGCUGUUUGAAGGGAUUGCUCGUAUAGUGGAGACACACCAGCCAGUUCUGGAGACCUACUAUGGACCGGGCAAGCUUUACAUUCUCCUAAAACACCUGCAAGCCGAAUGCGACCGCCAAGUGGAAAAAGUGGUGGACAAGUUUCUGCAGCAAAGGGACUAUCACAGAAAGUUUCAACAGGUUCAGAACAGCAUGAUGAGAGCCUCGUCUAUGGAGAGGAUUGAGCCGCGGGAUCUGGACCCGAUCCUGGCUGAGGUGACCCUGAUGAGUGCCCGCACGGAGUUGUACCUGCGCUUUAUCAAGCGGCGAGUGUCAUCAGACUUUGAGGUUGGGGACGCGAUGGCUUCAGAGGGGGUAAAGCAAGAGCACCAGCAGAGUCUGGACAAGCUGCUGCGCCACUGUCUGCUACGCUGCUCCAUGCAAGAACUCAUUGGCUACUAUAUAACAAUGGAGGAGUUCUACAUGCGAGAGAGUGUCAACAAGGCUGUGGCCAUGGACUCGUGUGAGCAAGGUCAGCUAAUCUCCAGUAUGGUGGAUGAUGUCUUCUAUAUUGUAAAGAAAUGCGUUGGCCGCGCUCUGUCCAGCUCCAGUAUCGACUGUCUCUGUGCCAUGAUAAACCUUGCAACAACCAUGCUAGAGUCCGACUUCAGGGAAGUUCUGUGUAACAAGCUGAGGAUGGGCUUUCCUGCUACUACGUUCCAGGACAUCCAGCGUGGAGUGACCAGUGCCGUGAACCUGAUCCAGCAGGGCAAAUUUGACAGCAAAGGAAUUGAAACCAAUGAUGAAGCCAAGAUGUCCUUCCUGGUCUCUCUGAACAACGUGGAGGUUUGCAGUGAGAAUAUCAUGACGCUGAAGAAGAAUCUAGAGAAUGAUUGCCACAAGUUGUUCAGUCAAGAUCUUGGUGGAGAACAAGCGAAGGGCAAGAUUGACAGCUGCCUUGCUGACAUGGCGUCCGUGUCCAACAAGUUUAAAGACCUCCUGCAGGAAGGUCUUGGGGAGCUAAACAACACCGCCGUUAAGCCACAAGUCAAGCCCUGGAUUAACCUCUUCCUGUCUGUCUCACAUAACAUUGAGGAGGAGGAGUUCAAUGACUAUGAAGCCAAUGACCCUUGGGUGCAGCAGUUUAUAACCAACAUGGAAGAGCUUAAGGCUGAGUUUAAGGCAAGCCUGUCCCCAGUUAUCUAUGAGAACCUCACUAGUCUGCUGACCAGCCUCAUUGCCACAGAGCUGGAGAAAGUGGUCUUAAAGUCAACGUUCAGCAGGCUGGGUGGGCUCCAGUUUGACAAGGAGCUGCGCUCACUUAUUGCUUACCUUACCACGGUGACCACAUGGACCAUCAGGGACAAAUUUGCCAGACUUUCUCAAAUGGCAACUAUUCUGAAUCUGGAGCGGGUGACAGAAAUCCUUGACUACUGGGGCCCUAACUCUGGGCCCCUGACAUGGCGUCUGACUCCAGCUGAGGUCAGGCAAGUGCUGGCGUUACGGAUAGACUUCCGUAGUGAAGAUAUUAAACGUUUGCGGCUGUAAGUCGGAUUUUGGGAGGCCGCCGGGUACGUUAACUUAUUCCAUGGACUGUGGCCAGGCUGUGAGGUCGGUGUGCGACAGGGUCACGGCCUGGGACUCACGUUUACGUGGGCUUUGUACAGCGCUCUCAAAGAUCUGUAAACUGUUCUAAUUAAAGGCUUUAUUGGAAGUCCCGUAUUCUCACUGGCCGACCGCUGGGUGAAGAACGUGCCGAUGGUGAGGGGAGGUCAGUUAACAUAUAUAGCCAAGUACUUUUCUGUACAGACAGAUCACCAACUCAUGCAGCUCUCAGCCGAAAGGAAAUGCAUCAUGGGAGAUGUUUCACAACAGCCAGAGAGCUGCCUUGUGCCUGCUUCCCGCAUCAAUCAAUUUCUAUGAUUAUUAUUGUGUGAGGAAGUAGUGUACCCCGUGCUCCCCUACUAUACAACAAUUCAAAUAAAACCUUUUGCCUUCAAAA